AGCUUUCUCACAGCUGGACUGGACCUGCAGAAGAAGCAAGUCUCAUGCUGCUUUUGGUCCUAGAGUCUAUAUAUGGCUAAAUACUGAGACACUGAAGUCCACCGAGUCCUAGGCGUAGCCAAAAAAACCCAGAGGAGCCCAAAAAUGGGAGCAGAAGCGACCUUAGUCACCACCACCAACUCCAACAGCGGCGAGGCUCCUCUGGUUCUGGGACUUCAAGCCGCCGCCCUCAUUGAUCACGUGGCUCGCGUAGACUGGUCCUUGCUCGACCAACUCCCCGGCGAGCGCGGUGGCUCCAUCCCCGUUGCAAUUGAAGAGCUUGAGCAUAUAUUGAAAGAGGUGAAGACCCAUGUUAUAUCAUCCCCUGAUGAAUCUCUGCCUAUGAAAACCAUGGCUGGUGGGAGUGUGGCCAAUACUAUUAGAGGGUUGAGUGCAGGGUUUGGAGUCUCCUGUGGGAUCAUUGGUGCAUGUGGGGAUGAUGAGCAAGGCCAGUUGUUUGUUAGUAACAUGAGCUCUCAUGCUGUGAACCUUGAGAGGUUGAGGAUGAAGAAGGGAUCCACAGCUCAGUGUGUUUGCUUGGUUGAUGAGUCUGGCAAUCGGACAAUGCGUCCAUGUCUCUCUAGUGCUGUGAAGCUUCACCCAAAGGAGGAUGACUUGACAAGGGCAGAUUUUAAAGGAUGUAAAUGGUUGUUGAUGAGGUACGCCAUAUUUAACAUUGAAGUGAUUCAGGCAGCUAUAAAGGUCGCCAAACAAGAGGGUCUUCUUGUGUCCUUGGAUUUGGCCAGCUUUGAGAUGGUUCGCAACUAUAAAUCACCUCUUCUACAGUUGCUGGAGUCAGGGAACAUAGACCUCUGCUUUGCCAAUGAGGAUGAAGCAACAGAGCUGCUAAGAGGUCGUAAUGGUGAACAUGAUGCUGACCCUGAGGCUGCACUUGAAUUUUUGGGGAAACACUGCCAGUGGGCAGUGGUAACAUUAGGCAGUAAUGGAUGCAUUGCAAAGCACGGAAAAGAGAUUGUGAGAGUUCCAGCCAUUGGGGAAGCCAAUGCAAUAGAUGCCACAGGUGCAGGCGACUUGUUUGCCGGUGGGUUUUUGUACGGAUUGGUGAGGGGAUUAUCUCUAGAGGAAUGCUGCAAAGUUGGCUCAUGCAGUGGGGGAACAGUUAUUCGCUCUCUCGGUGGUGAGGUGCCACCUGAGAGUUGGCAAUGGAUGUACAAGCAGAUGCAGAUCAAGGGCCUCCCUCUUCCGGACAUCCAACUAUGAUCUUUACAAAGAGAUUGUUUUUUGAGACCAUGGCUACUAAAAAAUAUCUUUUCAAAGCAAGGAGCCGAUGUGGUUGCAUUUUAGGGUCUGGCUCAAAUUCAUAGACCAGGCUCGGUCAAAUCUAGAUCCUCAGAGUAGCUUUCCAUUUUAUUUUUUGCUGCAAUUCUGUUUGUUUACAAGUGUUGAUUAAUCUGUUUAGUAAUGCAAGGUUAUUCUCAAUAUCCCGAAAA
Molecule: messenger RNA, 1490 nt
Organism: Rosa chinensis
Lineage: Eukaryota; Viridiplantae; Streptophyta; Magnoliopsida; Rosales; Rosaceae
Exons: 8
Coding region: 145-1260 (371 amino acids)
Source: RefSeq, a predicted model, not a curated record